AUGAUUACUUUAUCUUGGAAUUGUAGAGGUUUAUCUCAACCCUCUAUAAUUCGUAGUCUUAAGGUUCUUGUCAGGAAGCAUAAUCCUGAUAUUGUAUUUUUGUCAGAAACUAAGGCUGCUCCUUUUGUUACUGCCCCAAUUUUGCAUCAACUGAGGUAUACUUUGAUGGUUCACGCUCUUCCCUCUAGCUCGCAGGGACGUCUUUUGCUUGCUUGGAAACCGGAUGUAAAUAUUGUAACUUUUUAUGUCACUUGUAAUAUUAUAUGUGUUUGGUAUUAUUCGGAUGCUCCUCUUGUUAAAUGUUUGCUAACUUUUGUUUAUGGUCCUCCAUACAAGAACCUUUGCCCAACUUUUUGGAAAGCUAUGAGUGAUCUUGGGAUUUCUUACAAUGAUCCGUGGGUUUGCAUUGGGGAUUUUAAUGCCAUAAAUUCUCCUGAUGAUAAAUUUGGGGGUCGUGUUUUCGAUUCUUUUUCUCCAAACCUACUUUCACACUUCAUGGAUGGUUUUGGAAUGAUUGACUUAGGAUUUAGCGUUCAUCUCCCAGCUCAUAGCUUUGAUCACUGUCCGCUUCUUUUGAAUACUAGUCACCUAGCUCCUUCUCUCCCUCGUCCAUUUCGGUUUGAAGAGUUUUGGACAAAAGAUCCAACUUGUGGUGUUGUUAUUGAAGAAGCUUGGUCCCCUUUUAUUGUUGGUUCCCCUUCUUACUGUCUGACAAAAAAACUCAAGCUUACAAAGGAGGCUAUAAAAUUUUGGAAUCAGCAUUAUUUUGGAAAUAUUAAAUCUAAGUUGGAUCGUAAUCUUUUUUUGCUUGAUGAGGUUCAACAGGCUCAUCCCUCGGAUGCUAAUUUAGCAAAGGAGCUUCAUCUUCAAUCUUUGUUGGAUGAUUAUCUUCUUCAGGAAGAGUCUCUUUGGAAGACUAAAUCUCGGGAGUUAUGGCUUACGGCAACAGAUUUGAAUACCAGAUGCUUCCACACUAGCACUAUUAUCCGUCGUCGGCGUAAUUCUAUUUCUCUUCUACAAACCCCGGGUGGGGGAUGGAUUUCUGAUCGGACUGAUAUUGGUCUUGCUUUUGUUGCACAUUUCAAGAAGUUGUUUACUUCCACAAAUCCGGUUUUCUCCCCUGACUUAUUGGACCUUUUCAAUCCAGUAAUUUCGGAGCUUGACAAUAAUCUAUUGUGUGCUACCCCCACUGAAGCCGAGGUUUUUGCUUCCCUGCUUAGUUUGGGUAAGGAAAAAGCUCCUGGUCUUGAUGGCUUCAUUGCUUUAUUCUAUGUCAAAUAUUGGGACUGUAUCAAGACUACUGUAUUGCUGGUUGUUGGUAAUUUUUUUGAUUCUAACUCAUUGCUUAGAGCACAGAAUCAUACUUUCAUUGCUUUAAUUCUAAAACGAUUAGGAGCCUCUGCUGUUAAUCACUUUCGGCCUAUUAGUCUUUGUAACAUUAUUUACAAGAUUAUCUCUAAGCUAUUGGCUAACAGACUCAAGCCCCUUUUAUCGAAGAUUAUUUCUCCCUUUCAAACUGCUUUUGUGCCAAGUCAUCAUAUACAGGAUAAUUCUAUUCUUUCUCAUGAGAUGCUCCACUCUCUCAAGAAUAAAAGGGGCAGGGGUGGUUUAAUGGCUGUCAAUAUUGAUAUGGAAAAAGCCUUCGAUAAAAUGGAAUGGGGCUUCCUCAUGAUUAUUAUGGAGAAAUUGGGUUUUCACCCAAUUUGGAUUAAUUGGAUUCGGAUUUGUAUCUCUACUUCUUCUUUCUCAAUCCUGCUGAAUGGAUCCCCUUUUGGUCAUUUUAGGCCUUCUCGUGGUUUACGGCAAGGUGACCCGCUUUCGCCUUUUCUAUUUAUUUUAGGUACUGAGGUAAUUUCCAGACUCCUACACCAAAGUUUACAGGGAUUUAAGAUUUCUCGAAGAUGUUUUCCUUUAACUCAUCUUCUGUUUGCGGAUGAUCUGAUGAUCUUCACUCAUGCCACCUCCUCGGAAGCUGGUAUUAUUAAGGAUUGUUUGACUAAAUAUAAUCUUUGGUCGGAUCAGUCGGUUAAUACGGAUAAAUCUAAUAUUCUGUUUAGCGCAAAUACCUCUGCUUCUUCCAGGGCCAGUAUUCUGGAUAUUCUCCCUUACGCUGUGACUCCUAUCUCUGCCAAGCAUUUGGGUCUGCCAAUGUUUUUUGGACGUUCUAAACAAUCUUCCUUUUUGGAUAUUCUCCAAAAGGUCAAGGGGAAAAUUGAGGGAUGGAGAUCGAAAACUUUAUCACAGGCUGGAAAAUUGGUGUUGAUUAAAGUGGGUUUUCCUGUCAAUAAAGCUCAUAAUCUUUCUCUGAAAUCGUGGAAUUCGAUAUGUCUGCCAAAAGAUCAGGGUGGUUUGGGUUUCCGUCUAAUGAAAGAUAUCAAUGUUUCUCUUAUUGCCAAACUCGGUUGGAAGAUUCUUGUUAAUCACAAUGCUCUUUGGAUUCCCCUCUUCAAGGAGAAAUAUAUUAAAUAUGGUACUCUGCUCCCCUGCCCUUUAAGCACUGGUUCUUAUAUAUGGAAUGGUAUUACUUCUGUUGUCCCUUUGCUAAAGUUAGGUUCUUGUUAUAUACCUCAUUCCUCAAGUUCUCUGGAUAUUUGGCUUUCGCCAUGGAUUCCUACUUUGCCCAAUUUCCAACCUGUGCCUCGAAUUCCAAGACUUAGCUUCGAUUACCCUUUGGCGAUCUCGGAUCUUAUUCAUCCACAGUUUUUGACUUGGAAUUUAUCUCUUCUACUUUUUCUUUUUGACCAAGUAACAUUUUCAGAAAUUCUUAAAGUCUCUAUUCAAGAUAUGUCUGAUUCUCUUAUUUGGACUGCUUCGGCUUCAAGGGUUUUUUCUACUAAGACGGCUCAUCAUUUAUAUUCUUCCUCUCGAUCACCUCCAAUUUCGCCUGUUGCUCCUAUCAGCUGGAAAGGUUUAUGGAAGCUGAAGCUGAAUCAUCGACUCAAACUUUUCCUAUGGAAAAUGCUUCAUCUUUUUUUCUCAUGCCCUAUUGCGAAGGUUAUUUGGAGGAAUUCUUUUUGGCCAUUGGACAUUACUGCCCUCUGUAUCUCUGAUAUUUUUGAUUGGCUACAUAUUAUUCUUCAUCCGGAGUUAAUAGGCAUCCCUCCUGUAGAUUUUCAUCUUUUCCAGAUUUUUGCAAUGGUAGCCUGUGAUCGUAUCUGGUACUCUCGCAACAAGGCUCAUCAUGAUGGCUGGAUUCCGAAUGCUUUAUCAAUCUCAGCUGAUGUUAAUCGUUCAUCUCGGACUCACUUUCGGGCUUGGUCAAACAAACUAUCUCCUGUUCCCCAUGUCUGGACAAAGCUUGCUCCUCUCUGCUUCAAAAUUAAUUAUGAUACUGCUAUCCGCAGGAAUUUUUCAGCGCAAGCAGCUGUUUGUCGAGAUUCAACAGGUGCUAUUAUUCAUGUUUUGACGAGAAUUAGUCCACCUUGCACUCCUUUGUAUGGAGAAGCAUCUGUAGCUCUUCUUGCAGCAACACUGUGCUCAUCUUUGGGAUUAUCCCACGUAACUUUUGAAGGUGACUCCCUGACAGUCAACAUUGUCAUCAAUAAUCCUACGAUUACUCAAGACUGGCGUAUCUCGUCAAUCGUUUCGGAUUUUAUUUCGACUAUUUCCCCCACUACUAGCUGGUCGGCUAGUAAUAUCAACCGAAAUGCAAACUUCUGUGCCCACUAUGUGGCUGAUUGA
Molecule: messenger RNA, 3681 nt
Organism: Alnus glutinosa
Lineage: Eukaryota; Viridiplantae; Streptophyta; Magnoliopsida; Fagales; Betulaceae
Exons: 4
Coding region: 1-3681 (1226 amino acids)
Molecular function (GO): nucleic acid binding; RNA-DNA hybrid ribonuclease activity
Source: RefSeq, a predicted model, not a curated record